This is a messenger RNA of Protobothrops mucrosquamatus (brown spotted pit viper), 985 nucleotides long. Its product is annotated as heat shock factor protein 1-like. The transcript is spliced from 8 exons. The record is from RefSeq and is a predicted model, not a curated record. Gene Ontology annotation, molecular function: DNA-binding transcription factor activity; DNA binding. Gene Ontology annotation, biological process: regulation of DNA-templated transcription. Bases 8 to 985 code for a protein of 325 amino acids. Lineage: Eukaryota; Metazoa; Chordata; Lepidosauria; Squamata; Viperidae.
CCCCCUGAUGCUGAACGACGGCGGUUCACCCCACAGCAUGCCCAAGUAUGGCCGGCAGUACUCCUUGGAGCACCUCCACAGCCCGUCCCCCUACUCGGCGUCCUCCCCAGCGUACGGCGGCCCCAAGCUCUACUCUCCUGACUCCGGCCCCAUCAUCUCCGACGUGACCGAACUGGCCCAGUCCAGCCCGUCCCCCUGUCCCAGCAGCAGCAGCUUUGAGGAGGAGAGGAGCAGCCCCCUGGUCCGUAUCAAGGAAGAGCCCCCGAGCCCCUCCUGCAGCCCCUCCGCAGAGGACGUCAGCCCCGUGGGCCCCCCGCUCUCGCCCUCCACGUUCAUCGACUCCAUCUUCCGGGAGGAGCAGCCCAGCAGCACUUCGGCCACGGCCCCCCCCACCCAGGGCAGCCCAGCGCAGCCCCAGGAGAAGUGCCUCAGCGUGGCCUGCCUGGACAACGUGGGUCGUGCUCCGCAGAUGUCUGAGGUCACCUGCCUUUUCCCCAGCCCUUCCUCUUCCUCCCUGCACUGCAGACCGCAGCAAGGGAACGAGCUGAGCGAGCACCUGGAGACCAUCGAUUCCAGCCUGGACCACCUGCAGACCAUGCUGACCACCCACAGCUUCAGCGUGGACACCAGCGCCCUGCUGGACCUCUUCAGCCCUUCCAUGGGGGUGACGGACAUGAACCUGCCGGAUCUGGACAGCAGCUUGGCCAGCAUCCAGGAGCUCCUCUCCUCGCAGGAGCCGCAGAAGCCAGCCGAGGGGGAAGACGCCACGGCAGACGCAGGCAAACAGUUGGUGCAUUACACGGCCCAGCCCCUCUUCCUGGUGGACUCCAACACGGUGGACGUGGGCAGCGCGGACGUGCCCAUCUUCUUCGAGCUGGGGGAAGGACCCGGCUUCCCCGAGGGAGAGGAUGGCUUGGAGGACCCCAGCCUCUCUCUGCUCUCUGGGACGGAGCACCCCAAGCCCCAGGACCCCGCGGUCUCCUAA